AUGUCCUCAAUACAAACGGCACCCCAACAGGAGGAGCCUCUUGAUCUCAUCAGGUACCAACUAGAUGAAUACGUUCUUGUGAAAUUGAGAGGAGCACGUGAAAUGAAGGGCAGAUUGCAAGGGUUCGACUCUCAUUGCAACAUUGUCUUGAGUGAUGCUGAAGAAACCAUAUACGGUGAAAAAGAGGAUGACACGGUGAAGAGGAAAACUGAGAUGGUGUUUGUAAGAGGCGAUUCGGUGAUCUUGAUAAGCUCUAUCGAGUGA
Molecule: messenger RNA, 264 nt
Organism: Candidozyma auris
Lineage: Eukaryota; Fungi; Ascomycota; Pichiomycetes; Serinales; Metschnikowiaceae
Gene: SMX4
Product: U4/U6-U5 snRNP complex subunit LSM3
Exons: 1
Coding region: 1-264 (87 amino acids)
Biological process (GO): P-body assembly; mRNA splicing, via spliceosome
Cellular component (GO): catalytic step 2 spliceosome; precatalytic spliceosome; U6 snRNP
Molecular function (GO): RNA binding
Source: RefSeq, a predicted model, not a curated record